ACGAAACUCUAUAUCUCAGGCUAUUGUGAAAGCAAUGGAGCUCAUUCAGGGUCGUAGAUCGCGGAGUACGGUAAUGACGGGAAGUUAGAUCUGUGGGCCCACAUCCGGCCUUCGGCUCCACGCGCAUCUCCCGUAAUUGUAUAACGCAGACUGAGAGUGUAGCAUUAUAUGUGAGACUCUUCGUGGGGCAUGACAAUACAUCAUCCAGCACCUGUCACUUCCAUCUUGGUUGAGAUAGGAAGUACGUGUCAGGUUUUGUGAUUACCUAGAUUUCAUUCUCAACAUCACUCCAAUAUCACACGCAAACUUCACAGCAAUCCAAAAGACCUACAAUAUGGCACACAUUGGCGCACUUCCCAAGAUCCAUCGUUACAUCACUACUCAUGACGACAAGGGCAAAGCAGUCUUCAGCACCGCCUUCAAUGAGGAAAGCAAGAUGAAAGCCAACGAUGACGGCAUUGCGUUCGCUCUCAGCUUCACCACGAAAGGCUUCCCCGUCGAUAUGAACGGCGACAAGGAUCUCGAUGUCUACGGCAAUUAUCUCAAGGAUGCCCCGGGCCUCGUCGUCUCCGGUGGCACAGUCCUCCGCCAUGUCGAUAUUCCCCCAAGCACAGAAUGCACGAUGCACCGCACUGUGAGCUUGGACUACGGAUGUGUACUCGAGGGCGAGGUCGAAUGUCUGCUCGAUAGCGGGGAGAAGCGGUUGAUGAAGCGCGGGGACGUUUGUAUUCAGCGCGGUACUAUGCACCAAUGGAUCAACCACAGCAAGACUGAUUGGACGCGCAUGUUGUUCGUUUUGCAGGAGUCAAGUCCCCUAAAGCUUUCUGGUGAGGCGCUCGGCGAGGAGCUUGCGGGCAUGGCUGGUGUGCGUUCGUCGGAUUGAAAGUUGUGUAUCGGUGAAUUCUGGGAUGGUUCACUAUCGAUAGCAGCGACUGCCAAGCCAGCUAGUACUCAAUCUGAUUACUCCCCACGUGCUCCAUUCUUGCCCUUGACUGUAGCAUUUGCAACAAACGCAAAGGGCAGUUUU
This is a messenger RNA of Alternaria alternata, 1027 nucleotides long. Its product is annotated as cupin domain-containing protein. Lineage: Eukaryota; Fungi; Ascomycota; Dothideomycetes; Pleosporales; Pleosporaceae. The transcript has a single exon. The record is from RefSeq and is a predicted model, not a curated record. Bases 335 to 883 code for a protein of 182 amino acids.